AUGAUCCGAUAGAAUUGAUUAAACGUGAAAUUUAUUUAUAUGGACCAAUACUUGCGUGUUUUACAGCACGGGAGGAUUUCCAGCACUAUAAUUCAGGAAUUUAUCAAACCAUUAAUUCAACAAUUUCAAAAGAACUUUAUGGACAUUGUGCUAAAUUGUUAGGUUGGGGAGAAGAGAAUAGCUUUAAAUAUUGGCUUUAUAUGAAUACAUGGGGAAGAGAUUGGGGUGAUUAUGGUUUUUUCCGCGUAAGUCAAUCGGAAUUACCUGAAGAAGCAAUUGCUGGUUUGCCAUGA
Molecule: messenger RNA, 293 nt
Organism: Acanthocheilonema viteae
Lineage: Eukaryota; Metazoa; Nematoda; Chromadorea; Rhabditida; Onchocercidae
Source: the annotation of a GenBank genome assembly